This is a messenger RNA of Gossypium arboreum, 354 nucleotides long. RefSeq names its product pectinesterase inhibitor-like. Gene Ontology annotation, biological process: negative regulation of catalytic activity. The record is from RefSeq and is a predicted model, not a curated record. The coding region runs from base 1 to 354 and encodes 117 amino acids. Gene Ontology annotation, molecular function: pectinesterase inhibitor activity. Lineage: Eukaryota; Viridiplantae; Streptophyta; Magnoliopsida; Malvales; Malvaceae. The transcript has a single exon.
AUGGGUCAUCGGAAUCUUGUUUUUGCCGACGACACAUUGAUUAAAACCCAAUGCCAUAAUGCGGAAGUUCCCGAAGCCUGCAUACAAUGCGUAAAAUCCGAUCCUCGAAGCCAAUCAGCUGAUAAAGUAGGCAUUGCCGCCAUCGUCAUAACUUGUAUAAGCAAUAAAGCUGUGACAUUGGAAAGCAACAUAACGGUUCUAGCUUCGAUCGUUCACGAUAAAGACUUGAAAUUGGUUCUCCAAGAUUGCCAAAAAGAGCUUUCCGACGCCAAAACCAAUUUGACUACUGCGAUGGAUCGGUUGAAGAACAAAGAUUAUGAUCUAACCAAUUAUUUAGUGAAUCAUGCGCUUUAG